CCACUGUUCAACAACUGGCAUCCACCAUCAGAACACUGAUUCCCAAUCUUGAGGAGAGUGAAAAUGAGAGGGAGUGACAGAUGAAGGAAGAGAUGUAGGAGCCACACAUGACCACACGUCUCCGCCUUCUUUAGCAGAGCAGCGCCGUACCGUUAUCUUCUUCCAUUUACUUUUGCCUCAAGUCAAUUUGUAAUGACUAAGUUCUUAGAGGGAGAAAUGAGAAGAGCGAACGCUAGACUUCUGUUUUCAUGUGAGAAAUUGACAGACAAGCGGUGAUAGGCGACCGUCAAGUCAAAACAUCUCAUGGGAGGAGAAGGACAAGGAGGACGUUAAAAACAGAAGAGAUACAACAUGUGCGUCCACAGAACGCUCGCACCAGGGGAUGGAUUUUGCCACACAAACAGAUGGACCUCACAGAUGUCAUAAUGGAAGUACAACACAGGAAGAGGAUAUGACGGACUCUCUACCAUAGCUAUGGAACAGAUUUGGUAAAGGGUGGUUUAAGGGCACUCUAAGGUACAAACUGCACGUGACCAUAGUAGCUGCAGUCUUAAUACACAUGAGGAAACAACAUAAAAACACACUCGCUGUCUAUACUGGGGAAGGAGGACGAAUUUAAAUUUCUCCCUGGGAUUUGAACCCUAUGAUGGAAAAGCUGGACUCCUCCUGCAGUCCAUCUACCCUCCCGUCUGACUUACCCUGCCCCAUCUCCUCCUCCUCUACUUCUUCCCCCACCUGCACGUCGGUGGAGCGGGGCAGUCCUUCACAGAACGAGAGCCUAACUUUCACAGAUGCUAUCAGCUCCCCGUGUCCUGAAACUACAAAGACAGGGUGUGCGGGACACGAGGACACAUCCACUUCAGGUGCAAUCCAGUCUCCCAAGUACCACACUGACAAAGCUGCUGGUUCCAUUACCAUAGAGCCCAAGAGGGAACAGGUGGAGAAGAAUGAAGAAGAAGAAGAAGCCCGACGAAGUCCCACGGCCCAUGCUGCUUCAAACAACAAGACUCCAGAGCUAUCUUCUCCACCACCCCUGCUGCCAGCAUCAGCUAAGACCCCCCCACACCCGCUCUCUCCACAUACCUACGCAUCAUCUAUCAUGACAUCAUCCUCUCUCCUUCCUUCACACAUUCCAGUCAUCAGUCUUGGUGACAGUAAGCCCCAUCUGCCGCUGCCCAACACCCCUCUGACUGCACUCCAUCCCAUUCCCAGCAUCCUACAUGGUCCUCAUGGAGACAUUCACUGUAGCCAAGAGACCCGUUUCACUGCUGCAGGUCCCACAGCUCCGUCCCAGGGGUCCUUGUUGGCUCAACAGUACCUGUCCACACAUCCCUUCUUUAUUCGCUCCUACUUGAAUCCAUCAGGAAGAAACUACGGCGUAGUGAACAGCAGCCGGAUAAAGAGAAGAUCUUCGACACACUUUGAGAUGGAAAUCAGUGACUGUCCACCUCAGAAAAUUGCUCGUCGUGUUUUCACCAACAGCCGUGAGCGCUGGCGACAGCAGAACGUAAACGGGGCUUUCUCUGAACUCAGAAAACUCAUUCCCACACACCCGCCUGACAAGAAGCUCAGCAAAAAUGAAAUCCUUCGCCUUGCUGUGAAGUACAUUAACUUCUUGGUCUCCCUACUGAAAGACCAAGCUGAGGACAAAGGCAGAGACUCAGCUCCGGAGGAAGCUGUAGAUGAAGGCGUUGGAGCAGGUCGACCAUCUUCUCCCCACUUGGUCACACCGACCAGACUCAGAAACUCUACUAAUUCAGUCAUUGCCAAGACAAAGUCUCCAGCGACAUCCAGCUGCUACGGUGACACAGACUGUGAAAAAAGCUUUGGGCACAAGGCCCCUUCACUGACCCAAGACAUUCUAGGACCGGUGAAGGGUCAGAGAAGGAUGGUGUUAGCCACUAAUGAUGCAUAGUAACAGUAAGAAAAGCAAACAAAGAAGACUAUACAGCCAACUGGAGUGUGCUGUCACUCAAGGAGACAGACUUCAAUCAUAUACAGUAUUGUUUGAAGAUCAACGCAUUUCAUCAACUCAAUAUUAUGGUCUAUUAAUUGAAAAGGUGUUAUUAUUAAAAAUCUUUAUUUUGACUUUA
Messenger RNA from Cynoglossus semilaevis (tongue sole), 2093 nucleotides. RefSeq names its product LYL1 basic helix-loop-helix family member (gene lyl1). Bases 644 to 1915 code for a protein of 423 amino acids. The record is from RefSeq and is a predicted model, not a curated record. NCBI's taxonomy places the organism in Eukaryota, Metazoa, Chordata, Actinopteri, Pleuronectiformes, Cynoglossidae. Gene Ontology annotation, biological process: regulation of transcription by RNA polymerase II. The transcript is spliced from 4 exons. Gene Ontology annotation, molecular function: RNA polymerase II cis-regulatory region sequence-specific DNA binding; DNA-binding transcription factor activity, RNA polymerase II-specific; protein dimerization activity.